Molecule: messenger RNA, 2562 nt
Organism: Eurytemora carolleeae
Lineage: Eukaryota; Metazoa; Arthropoda; Copepoda; Calanoida; Temoridae
Product: zinc finger Y-chromosomal protein 2
Exons: 5
Coding region: 92-1939 (615 amino acids)
Biological process (GO): regulation of gene expression
Cellular component (GO): nucleus
Source: RefSeq, a predicted model, not a curated record
AUAGGACUUGCGAAGAAAGUUUUAAGCCCAUUAUUUCGAUCCAAUUCGACUCAAAUGAUCAGCUUUUUCAGAUUUUCACCGAAAAUUCAGAAUGGCUGAGCCGGAUUUCUUAUUUCUGAACCAAUCAGUUGAUGAACUAAAUGAAGCAAGAUCGGCAGUCCAGCUACUGAUCAUGAAUCAUACAAUUCCAGGGAGAGAAACUGAGACGGGAGUAGUGGAGAGAAAACUUAUUCUGAAAGCUUUGAAGGAUGCAAAUGAUAUUAGAAUAAAGUUUGAAGAUUCUUUAAGGGUUUUCAAAGUUCUCCCUGUGGCUGAUGGUGAACCUGCUGAUUUAAAGAAAAAGGCUCUGGAUGAUGGAAUGGCGGGUAUCAAGCUGAUAUCCAACAUGCAGAGGUAUCUUAAUCUUCAUUUACAACAAUCUGAUUCCGACAAAGAUAGCAUCAAGGCCAAGGAAUCAAAGAAUAUUGCAGAUAGGAGUAAAUAUGAAAAAACUCAAUCCUUAGAAAAUUCCCGUAAGCGAAGUAGAUUAGACAGUGACGGUGGUUUGGAGAAUUCUAAGAAACACAGCGAUAUGGAUGGAUACAACAGCGAUGUAUCUAACUGCAGCAGUGAUAUAUCAAGCUAUCACAGCGAUAUGGACAGCGACAGUGAUAUGGAGGAUUACAACAGUGGCGAUGGUUCAAUCAACGAGAAUUUAUCUGAAAACGUUAAGAAUGUAAAAGAUACCUCAUCUUCAUACAUGGGAUCUGCAGUUAGAUCUGGUGGUUUCGCAACUCUCCGCAACCAAAAUAGAAGAAUAAAUUCCCGGAUACACGGUGGAGAUAACAAGAUGGAUCUUUCUGAAUUUAAAUCUGAAUUAUUUAAAGGUAUUAAAGCCGAACGUGUAGAAGAAGCUAAUUCCUCGUCCAUUAUUUAUCCCUGUCGAUAUAUCCCCUGUGAGUUUGUCGCGAACACGGAGAGAGAUCUGACCAAUCACGAAGAUAGAUUUCACGUUAUUCGAUUUAAUUGUGACAAAUGUGAAUUUUCCACACCUUCAGAAGCAACGCUGAAAAGACACUGCGAAACUAGACACGAAGGGGCAAGAUAUUCUUGUGAUUUAUGUGAGUAUGUCACAACAACAGAUGAUGGUUUAAAGACGCACUUUGAAAUGGAACAUCAAGGCUCAGGAUUUUUUUGCGAUAAAUGUGUAUACGUUUCUAUAACAACUAAGAAUCUGAAACUUCAUAUUGCUGCUAAACAUGAUAGAGUAAGAUAUCCUUGUGACAAAUGUGACUUUGUUACAUCUACUGCAAACUAUCUAAAGAAGCAUAUUGAGAUUGAACAUGAAGAGCUGAGUUAUCCCUUAAACGAUUGUUCUCAACCUGUCACUAAUCGAGCUGUUGAAAUUGACCCUGUCAAUGGGAAAUUUCUCUGUGAUAAAUGUGAGCAGUCCUAUGUCUGUUUAAGUAGUUUGAGGAAACACAAGAAGAACAAACAUGAAGGACUAAGGGUGAACUAUCCCUGUAAUAAAUGUGACUUCAUUGCAACCUCAGCAACUCAAUUGAAAUAUCAUACUCAAAGUAAGCAUGAAGGCGUGAGAUAUCCAUGUACUCAAUGUAAUUAUGUCGGAGUUACUGCAACAAAUCUGAGGAAACACGUCGAGUGUAAACACGACGGGGUACGAUACCUAUGUAAGCAUUGCACAUACUCUGCUACGACAGCAGUUAACCUUAAAGCACAUAUAGAAAACAAGCACGACGGUGUUAGACAUCCCUGUAGAUUUUGUGAAUAUGUUGCAUCCACUGCAGGAAAUCUGACAACACACGUCAAGAGUUUGCACCGGGGUGUAACAUAUUCCUGUAAUUUUUGUGAUUUUAAAUCCAACUGGAAAGCUUGUUUGAAAAAUCACAUGAAAUCGAUCCAUGCUGGAGAGGAGUCCUUUAAAGUAGAGGAGCUCUGAACAUUAACUCAUCUCCGACAAUUUUCUUCUAGUAUUGUCUUUUCGUGCUUGCCAUCUUUUAUCGCUAUUUGACUGAAAAUUCUCUUGUUAUAUUUUUUUUAUAUUUUAGGUAAAACAUUAGUUUUUGUUGUUUUUGUUGUUGUUGUAAAUACCUAAAUGUCUUGUUUUAUUAUACAGAUUUUGCAAAUUUGCUAUUUUUGGCAGAUUAUUAAAGUGGAGCUUAAGGGCUUUUCAAAUAUGUAUCAUAUGUUAUGGAUUUGUAUCACAAUAAGGAAAUAGAGCCCCCCCCCCCCUAAGUCUAUUUUGGGUAAACCAGACGUCAGUCGAAAUAGGAUUAAAGAUAAAUAAAAAUUAGUUAAGAAAUAUGGUUCUUCGGAGUUCUAUUAUUGCCUCAUUGACAAUGUAAUACAAUGCAUGAAAAUAUUCUUAUGAUCAUAUGUACAAAGAUAGAACAGUAUUUUACUUAGGAUUCAAGUGUUAGAAAGAUUAAUUGAUCUGUUAUUGCAGAAAAAAUGGCCGACGAGGAAAAUGUUGAAAAUGAGGGAUUCACUUAUAAAGAAGAAAAUCCCCCAUUUUUGUAGUUUGGAGGAUACAAGUACUGGACAUAAUAUGGAAGAAACAAA